Messenger RNA from Phalacrocorax carbo (great cormorant), 1335 nucleotides. Lineage: Eukaryota; Metazoa; Chordata; Aves; Suliformes; Phalacrocoracidae. The record is from RefSeq and is a predicted model, not a curated record.
AUGCGCCACCGCUGCACGUCCCGCUUUCGGUGCCUCUCCCCCCACCCCCAGCCUGCCCCUCCUCCUCCUCCUCCUCCUCCUUUGUGUGCGUGCGUGCGGACCCUCUCUCCCCGAGGAUGGUACUGCGGCUCCGGGGCUAAUCCCUCCGGAGGUCAGACUGCUGAGCGCUCGCUCUCUCCUUCUCUCCCUUCUCUGCUUUCAGGUCGCAUUUUAGACAUCCCUUGCAAAGUGUGUGGGGACCGCAGCUCCGGGAAACACUAUGGGGUGUACGCCUGCGAUGGGUGCUCGGGAUUUUUCAAGCGGAGCAUCAGGAGGAAUAGGACCUAUGUUUGCAAGUCGGGAAAUCAGGGAGGUUGCCCGGUGGACAAGACGCACAGGAACCAGUGCCGGGCCUGCCGGCUGAAGAAAUGCUUGGAGGUCAACAUGAACAAAGACGCGGUGCAGCAUGAGCGGGGUCCCCGGACGUCGACGAUACGGAAGCAGGUGGCCCUCUACUUCCGUGGGCACAAGGAGGAGAGCGGCGGCGCCCCGCACUUCCCCACCACCGCCCUGCCGGCACCCGCCUUCUUCACUGCCGUCUCCCAGCUGGAGCCCCACGGCCUGGAGCUGGCCGCCGUCGCCAGCACGCCUGAGAGGCAGACUCUGGUGGGCCUGGCACAGCCCACCCCAAAGUACCCACAUGAAGUCAACGGUACACCUAUGUAUCUCUACGAAGUCGCCACCGAAUCCGUCUGUGAGUCAGCAGCCAGACUUCUGUUCAUGAGCAUCAAGUGGGCCAAGAGUGUCCCAGCCUUCUCCACCUUGUCCUUACAAGACCAGCUGAUGCUUUUGGAAGAUGCUUGGAGAGAACUGUUUGUUCUAGGAAUAGCACAAUGGGCCAUUCCAGUUGAUGCUAACACCCUACUGGCUGUAUCUGGCAUGAAUGGUGACAAUACAGAUUCUCAGAAGCUGAAUAAAAUAAUUUCAGAAAUACAGGCUUUACAAGAGGUUGUGGCUAGAUUUAGACAACUUCGUCUAGAUGCUACCGAAUUUGCCUGUCUCAAAUGCAUUGUCACUUUUAAAGCUGUGCCUACACACAGUGGUUCCGAACUGAGGAGCUUCCGAAAUGCUGCCGCCAUAGCAGCCCUUCAAGACGAAGCCCAGCUCACUCUGAACAGCUACAUUCAUACCAGGUAUCCCACGCAACCCUGUCGUUUUGGAAAACUUUUAUUGCUCUUACCAGCUUUACGUUCGAUUAGCCCAUCUACAAUAGAAGAAGUGUUUUUCAAAAAGACCAUUGGGAAUGUACCAAUUACAAGACUGCUUUCAGAUAUGUACAAAUCCAGUGACAUAUAA